This is a messenger RNA of Saccharomycopsis crataegensis, 1224 nucleotides long. RefSeq names its product Vcx1p (gene VCX1). Lineage: Eukaryota; Fungi; Ascomycota; Saccharomycetes; Ascoideales; Saccharomycopsidaceae. The coding region runs from base 1 to 1224 and encodes 407 amino acids. Gene Ontology annotation, biological process: calcium ion transmembrane transport; intracellular calcium ion homeostasis. Gene Ontology annotation, cellular component: fungal-type vacuole membrane. Gene Ontology annotation, molecular function: calcium:proton antiporter activity. The record is from RefSeq and is a predicted model, not a curated record. The transcript has a single exon.
AUGGACAAAAGAACCGCCUUCGACAAGGCCAUCAACGCCACUUCGUUGAUCUUCAAGUCCUCGCCCGUCAAUGUCCUUCUUGUCUUCCUUCCAUUCGGUUUGUUAGGAGGGUAUCUUGGAUGGAACGCCAUUGCGGUAUUUGUCCUCAAUUUCUUUGCAAUUUGUGCCCUUGCCAGCAUUUUGGCAUUCAGUACUGAAUGUAUCUCUGAUCACGUUGGUGAAACUUUGGGGGCUUUGUUGAAUGCCACUUUUGGUAACAUUGUUGAGCUUAUUGUCAGUGUUAUUGCCCUUCGCAACAACCAGAUUAGAAUUGUUCAAACCUCGAUGUUGGGUUCCAUCCUUUCCAAUUUGCUUCUCGUUCUUGGAUGCUGUUUUGUUUGUGGUGGCUGGAACAGAUUACAACAAAGCUUCUCCAAGACCGUUGCCCAAACUAUGAGUUCCCUCAUGGCCCUUGCUUGUGCCUCUUUGGUAAUCCCUGCUGCUUUUAACGCCUCUUUGGCAGAAUUGAACCAUGAGGCUCCAGCCACCCCAGAAAACCCAAACCCUGAAAUCCUCGCGUUGUCCAGAGCCACUUCAGUUGUGUUGCUAGUGAUUUACGUCCUCUAUCUUUUCUUCCAAUUGGUUACCCAUCGCUCCCUCUUUGAACCUGCCGAGCACGAACUCGAUGACGAGCAUCACUCAAUCCGCCGUGGCUCAAUACUCUCCUCCGAAGAAUCACAUCUUCCAGAGGUACCAGUCUCCCUCGAUGACGAUCUUUACACUCUUAGUCUUCGUAGCUCGAUAAUCACUUUGGUGGUCUCGACUUUGUUAACUUCGUUUUCUGCAGACUUCCUUGUUGGAAGUAUCGACGUUAUGGUUGAAAGAACCGGUAUUUCCAAAUCUUUUAUCGGUCUUAUUCUUAUUCCAAUCAUUGGUAAUGCUGCUGAGCACAUUACUGCUGUGAUUGUCGCCACUAAGGAUAAGAUGGACCUUGCCAUUGGGGUGGCCGUUGGUUCUUCGAUGCAAAUUGCGUUGUUUGUCACCCCGGCCAUGGUUCUUGCUGGAUGGGCCAUGGAUGUGCCUAUGAACUUGUAUUUUAGUUUAAUUGAAACUGCGGUGUUGUUUGUUUCUGUCUUCAUUACAAAUUACUUGAUUUUGGACGGAGAGAGUAACUGGUUGGAAGGGGCCAUGUUGUUGGGUACUUAUAUCAUCAUUGCAUUGGCCUUUUACUUUUUUCCAGGUUAG